This is a messenger RNA of Hyposmocoma kahamanoa, 2687 nucleotides long. RefSeq names its product SRSF protein kinase 3-like (gene SRPK). Bases 105 to 1922 code for a protein of 605 amino acids. Gene Ontology annotation, biological process: regulation of mRNA processing; spliceosomal complex assembly; protein phosphorylation. The record is from RefSeq and is a predicted model, not a curated record. The transcript has a single exon. NCBI's taxonomy places the organism in Eukaryota, Metazoa, Arthropoda, Insecta, Lepidoptera, Cosmopterigidae. Gene Ontology annotation, molecular function: protein kinase activity; ATP binding.
CGCAUUUUGUUCUGCGACCGGCCGCCAUACUCAAACAAAAAGAUUGAAAUGAAAAGAUAAAUUUGUAUUUAUUGAAAGUUGUUGUGAGCGUUUUAAUUUACUAAAUGAGUUCUAAAUCAGAUGUAAAUAGAAGAGUGCUCGCCAUACAGGCGAAAAAGAAACGCCAUAAAUUGGGCAAGAAAAAAAAUCGCGAGGAGGAGCACGGCACUGGUGGACAAGGAAACGGGGUGCGCACUCAGCCCUCAAAUCGGCUGGAGCCCACGCACAGCUCGUCCAAUGAGACCAUUGAGGAGGACGAUGACGUGCCGUACAUGAGUGAUGACGAGGAGCAGGAAGACAGCGCUGACUACUGCAAGGGCGGCUACCACCCUGUGCGCAUUGGCGAUCUAUUCCUCAGCCGAUAUCACGUCACGCGCAAGCUGGGCUGGGGCCAUUUCUCUACCGUAUGGCUGUGUUGGGAUCUCGUUGACAAACGUUUUGUUGCGCUCAAAGUGGUGAAAUCGGCGCCCCACUUCACUGAGACAGCCCUAGACGAAAUAAAAAUAUUGAGAUCGGUGCGUGAUAGCGACCCCACAGAUCCCAAACGAAACAAGACCGUUCAAUUACUUAACGAUUUUAAAAUCACUGGUGUGAAUGGGACCCAUGUAUGCAUGGUGUUUGAAGUGCUUGGUCAUCACCUUCUGAAACUCAUACUCAAGUCUAACUAUAGAGGUAUCCCUCGAGAGAACGUCAAAACAAUCAUAAGACAAGUACUGGAGGGCUUGGAUUACCUGCAUACUAAAUGUAAGAUUAUCCAUACCGACAUAAAACCAGAAAAUGUGUUGGUGUGUGUUGAUGAAACCUAUAUUCGUAAAUUGGCAGCAGAAGCCACAGAGUUACAUUCCUUGGGGCUGCGACUGCCCAAUUCCUUGAUUAGUACAGCACCAAAAGAAUUCCAAGAACAAGUAGUGACUGCCAAAAUGAGCAGAAAUAAAAAGAAGAAAUUGAAGAAGAAGGCAAAGCGCCAAUCUAUGCUGCUUAAGAAACAAAUGGAACAGAUUGAGGAAAUGGAGGAGCAAAAGAAACACGAUGUUAACAGUGAGUCUGCUCCCAUGUCACAAGACAAUGACGACUCUCCUCAGACUCCAGAAGAAGCUAGUGUGAUUGAAACACGUUCUGAAGCUGAUUCGAAUAUAAAUGGAUGUGCAGAGUCUCAUAGAGUGGAGGACGAGUCAUAUAACACUGAUACUGAUGUACAAGUAAGAAGCAAACAGUAUGGCUGUGGUGGUGAUGAUGCAGGAACCCCUAUGUCUGAAGGAGAAAUGACUGACACUCCACCAUCUUUUAAUUCUUUAAAAUCUUCCAAAGACAAAUCUGUUGAUAAACAGCCUGAUCCUGCGUUUGACAUCUGUGACUUAGAAGUAAAGAUAGCUGACUUAGGAAAUGCCUGCUGGGUGCACAGGCAUUUUACUGAAGAUAUACAAACAAGGCAGUACCGUUCACUUGAGGUAUUACUGAGUGCUGGCUAUGGGACAUCUGCUGAUGUAUGGAGUACCGCAUGUAUGGCCUUUGAAUUAGCUACUGGAGACUAUUUGUUUGAACCUCACUCCGGUGAUGGCUACAGCCGAGAUGAGGAUCAUCUUGCUCACAUUAUAGAGCUAUUGGGUGAUAUACCCAAGCGAAUUGCAGCUUCCGGAAAAUAUUCUAAAGUAUUUUUUAACAAGAAGGGUGAAUUGAGAAACAUAACAGGUCUCAAACCUUGGGGACUAGUUUCUGUAUUAACGGAAAAGUAUGAGUGGAGUCAAAAGGAUGCGGAAGAAUUUGCCGACUUUUUGAAGCCCAUGUUGGACUUUGAUCCUAAUAGACGUGCCACUGCAUAUGAGUGCCUUCAGCACCCUUGGUUAAAAUCGUUAAAGCCUGAACAAAAAGACCCUGAGGAAUAAUAAACACUGCUCUCUGCCUCUAAGGAAUGAAUGGAUUACUGUUCAUGAAAUCUGUAGUGUAAACACAUGAAUAAUUUCAGUGUUAACAAGUUUAAUCAAAGUUUAUUUAUAAAUUGUUUUAUGAAUAAUUUGUAUUUAGAUAGUUUUGUUAGCAACCCUUGAUUUGGAGAAAAAAUUGUGUGCAACAGUUGGGAUACUAUUGAUACACAAUUUCUGUCUAUAUGUAGCGAUUGUAUAAGAUACAGCCGCUGCAAUGUUAGUGGCAGGCAACAUAAUGGUUGGAUCUUAGUGAUUGGCAUUGAUUACCCAAACUGUACAGAUAGAUAUAGGAAAAAUUGUGAUGUAUGACAUGUAGACAAUAUAGGUUUGUCACAUUAAUCUUAUUGGAAUUUUAUUAGUUGACAUAGCUCUGCACUUAAACCACCUAGAGAGUGAGGAACGUAAUGUCCUGCAUGCAUACGUAGUAGACUUUCAGGUAGUUUGUUCACAUAGUUUAAGUUUGUGUUUUAUCACUAUCACAAUCAAAAAUCUCAUAAUGUAAACCUUAGAAAUAAGUCAGUAUUUGUAAUGCCACACCUCCGAGACUGCCUUUUUGUAUUUCAAUGAGUCAUCUAAAUUUAACUGGCUGGAGUCCAAGACUUCGGAGGCAGUGACAGUGUCCUCGAAACCAGCUGAUAGUUGUAUUAUUUAUCAUAGAUCCCAAUUUACAUGACCAUAAUUUGUAUUAAUUAUAUCUGCAAAUUUACAUGAAUAAAAUGUCAAAAC